AUGCUUCUGCACUAUCCUUGUGAAAUCGAUUGCAUGAUUUUACUUGCCGCCUUCGAGAUGAUAUCUUCAGAACUGAGACAGCACAGAAACAGCCCAGGAGAGUGGGUCGGAAAACAAUCGACAUGUAUUGCCCAACGCGAUAAACAGGACACGGUAGCGGGCUUUGCCACCGCAUGGGGGCGCUACGGUUAUACGAUGUACCAGGGUGUUCUUACAUCACGGUUCGACAUGUAUCGCCCCGAGCUCAAAGGGUGGGCCACGCUCACUAAGGCUGAGGCUCAAGCAUACAUUGUCGUCUCAGGAUUCCUCGAAAGUUGGCCUGACCUGGUAUAUAUCGCCAACGACAUCCGUAAGCACAAUGUCGACCUGAGGACCACGGAGCGUCUGCUGCGGUAUGACGUUUCCCCACCUUUUGGUUCGGAGCAUUCUGGUACCCAUUUCCGGCCAGGUUCCUUGAGGUUGGCUCCUAGAAUACAUAGACAACAGGAGACAGCGGAGUUCUGGUACCCAGUUCCGGCCAGGUUCCCUCGAGGUUGGCUCCUAGAAUGCAUAGACAGCAGGAGACAGCGGAGCAAGAUCCAUCGGUGGCUUGCGGCUCCCUUUGAUGCCUUAGGGUGGUACGCCCUGUCCUGGCGCUAUAUCAAGCCGCUGUGGGAGGAGGUGAUGGAGAAGCUCAGAGAAGAUGCUCGAGAGGAGGCAGGGCAAGGAAGAAUUCCAAACGGGCACGCCGAGAGUGCUAGUGCACCAACGCCCUAAGGAAAAAAAAGAGUAUCAGUGCUGUUGGGGACCCAAAUGGACUAUAUGCUGAUCGGAAAAGAAGCUUAUUUCUUGUUCGUCGUUUUUCCAGCUCUGUACUG
Molecule: messenger RNA, 857 nt
Organism: Suillus paluster
Lineage: Eukaryota; Fungi; Basidiomycota; Agaricomycetes; Boletales; Suillaceae
Exons: 2
Coding region: 1-756 (251 amino acids)
Source: RefSeq, a predicted model, not a curated record